Molecule: messenger RNA, 363 nt
Organism: Necator americanus (New World hookworm)
Lineage: Eukaryota; Metazoa; Nematoda; Chromadorea; Rhabditida; Ancylostomatidae
Exons: 1
Coding region: 1-363 (120 amino acids)
Source: RefSeq, a predicted model, not a curated record
AUGGACAACAUCGACGAGGAAUAUGACCGGACCGUUGAACACCUUCACGACUGCGCGAAGAAAGCUGAGAGUUCUAAAACCACCAAGAGACGCCUGUCUCUUGAAACUCUUAAGCUGAUACGCCAGCGUGGAGCAGCACGAGCCGCAGGGAACCAAGAACUCACGUCCGUGCUCGCAAGGCUUUGUAGAGAGGCGAUAAAGGAAGACCUUAAAGAGAAAAGAGCAGAAGUACUGACUGAAGCUGCAGAGGCGGGGAAAAGCAUUCGCUAUGCUCGUCGAGACUUCGCCAGUAGCAAGACAAGGAUGACUGCUCUUCGGAAUCCGGAGGGAACAACCAUUGCAUCAAGAAGGGGGAUGGAGUGA